AUGCUGCCAACAAACCUAAGGUCCAUCCUCGCCGUCACUGCCGUAGUCGCUACGGUCUCGGCAAAUCCCUAUCCGAAACUCGUCGGCUGCGUCGAUGUCGUUGACAUCAAUACAGGCAAAGUCACUGACUGCGUACCAAUCGGCCAAUUUGCGAACCGUCAAGAUUCCAACCAAACAAAAUACCAAAGGCAACACGCCAGAAGGAGAGCAGCCAAGGAAAAUAACCUCUGCGUAAACCUCAAGUUCAACAACCAGUCCCCUUCCGCCAAUGGCCCCAACCAAAACCGCUGUGUCUCCUUGCCCACCCUCCGCCAGCUCCAAACAGACUACCAGCACCGACAAUCCCUUAAACCGAGAGACACUGAUGACACGGACGCCUCCAACGAACCCUGCCUCGACAUGUACUACCUCUCUCCCAAGGACAACACCACCAUGACCGGAUCCUGCAUCCCCAUCUCCGACCUCGACAAAUACCAAACCGUCACCAUCAACCCUUCUUUAGACCCCCCUUCUGACGGCUCCCCAAACGAUCCCUAUGCCACCGACUCAUCCUCGCCCCUCUCCAACCGCGACUUCGGCCCGGGCGUCAACUACACCUUCUGCACCGAGCCCUACGACGUGAUCCCGCACGAAUCCCCGCACUUUCUCGACUGCGCCAUGAUCCCCGCCAACGCGCUCGGGCGCAGCCGCUACUUUACCUAUCGCGCGUCCAUCACGGAUUCGUACACUUUGCUGACAGCCAAGACGUGCGAGCUUGUCCUCAGGACGAGGGGCACCGUGGUGAACAAGGGGGUGGUCCUCAAGAUUGGCAAUACGGAUAUCGAGCGGUCGUAUCUGUAUGGAAUCAAGGCCAUCAUUGAUUCGCCGGAUGGUGCGGCGGGUAAGCAGGGGCUUUGGAUGGCGCGGGGGUUUGAGGUGGAGGGCAAGUGGAAGUGUUGGAAUAAUGCGGAGACGCAGAGGUAUCAGGUGUAUUUUGGGUAUAAGUUGAAGGGGAGCCAGCGGGGGUGGUGGGACGGGCUUGCGAGUUGA
Neurospora hispaniola is the source of this 1029-nucleotide messenger RNA. RefSeq lists its product as uncharacterized. The coding region runs from base 1 to 1029 and encodes 342 amino acids. The transcript has a single exon. The record is from RefSeq and is a predicted model, not a curated record. NCBI's taxonomy places the organism in Eukaryota, Fungi, Ascomycota, Sordariomycetes, Sordariales, Sordariaceae.